This is a messenger RNA of Camellia sinensis, 286 nucleotides long. NCBI's taxonomy places the organism in Eukaryota, Viridiplantae, Streptophyta, Magnoliopsida, Ericales, Theaceae. The record is from RefSeq and is a predicted model, not a curated record.
UUUUUUUCUUUUCAAAAAUCUGACUAUGAUGAGUUUUAUUGAUUGUAUGGUGGAUCCAAGAACAUGCAUAAAUGUCACCUCAUGUAUUGUACAAUUGGGGAAAACCAUUUUAAAAGUAAGUCCUGGGUCAUCAAAUGCAUCUGGUUCUAGCUCAUCAAAAGAGCAGCAUAAACAACAAUAUCCAGUGCUAGAGGUCAAAUGCAGAAAGCGACAUCGGAGAAAGCAUUUUGAGAACCAAAAACCAUGUCUGAUGAGAGGUGUCUAUUUUAAGACUAUGAAAUGGUAG